This is a messenger RNA of Trypanosoma cruzi, 1182 nucleotides long. RefSeq lists its product as uncharacterized. Gene Ontology annotation, molecular function: protein binding. The coding region runs from base 1 to 1182 and encodes 393 amino acids. The record is from RefSeq and is a predicted model, not a curated record. The transcript has a single exon. NCBI's taxonomy places the organism in Eukaryota, Euglenozoa, Kinetoplastea, Trypanosomatida, Trypanosomatidae.
AUGGCGUCUCUAGCAGGGCCUGAGAUAAUAAUGGAGGCCCCCAAGAACGUCCUUUUUCGUCGUUUUGCAGUUGCUCCCGAUUGUUUGACUGGGUACAAGAGAGAAAUUCUAGCAACAUGGAGUAAACCUUCGGUUCCUUCUAUCGCCAUGGACACUGAAAAAGCGGAUACUUUUCCCUCUAUUUCUCUGGAUCGUUCUGCCCCUUGGGUGAAACUCCCAUAUCCUGCCAUUGAUGUGGCCUGGUGUCCAUUUAAGGAGGGAAAUACUUACGCCGCAUUCUUGACGGCAUGUAGCAGCCGUCCGUUACAAAUGUGGGACGCAGACGACGCGUCUCUUCGUGCGUCGUACUGCUGUGAUAACGCUCUUGGAAAAACAGCAAGCCCGCAUGCGUUAUUAUGGUCCCGCUGCCACACGUUUUUGGCGGGUGGGUACGGCGGCACUUGCGACCGUAUCCACGUACGUGUCUACGAUGUUCUUAGGGAAGGGGAUACAGUUCAUUCGUCGUAUUGCUCGCCUUGUUCGAAGGGUAUUGUCUCCGCCCUUUCGGAUGGACCGCAACCAUAUGGGGAAGAAUUGCUGUUGGCAGGGUUUAUACGAUCUGGAAACGUAGAUGUUAUAGAUACACGGCAUUUUGGAGCGGCGGCCGUACUACGUGGUUUGCGGUCGGGUGUUGCGCAGAUUCAGGUUCAUCCAACGCUGGAGUAUCUUGUUUUUGCCGCAGGUCGACUUGGUGAUAAUCGAAUUGUCUGCUGGGAUAUUCGCAAAAGCAACCGGAUUUUUGCGACCUUUGACCGAAAGGUGUCCACACAACAAACCGCCUUUUUUGGGCUUAUUUUGCCACGAGGGACAGGAGGGCGGCGAACGUGUCUGGUGUCGGCAACGCAUGACGGUGGCGUGUUGGUCUUUGAUGAUGUUUUUGUUGCGGGUGAACCGCGGCGAAUUCAGGCAUCCUUGGGGCCGACUGCAGGGUUGUCUGUUCUCGAAGAUGGAACGGUUAUUGCCACAGUGGGGGAGCGUCAGUACCCCGUGCGAGACACGUAUGAAGCGAAUGGGGGCGAGUCGAAGACGAAUAUGAGACUUGCGAAGCGGGAACGCGCCCCGUUUGAUGAUUCAGAGACGGAGACGGAGGAUGGGUUCUGCAACGGGGAGUUUGCGGCCGGUGUUGCGGUGUUCCGGUUGUAA